UGCUGUGUCCGGCACCCAACGCGCCCCCCCUGCCCCCAGCGCCGCCCGGGGGACAGAAACAGCCUUGGCAAGCACUUGGAACUGGGUUCUGAAGAAUAAAAGUACUUCUGCAAUAAAGGUUUUUACAAAAGGAGUUCUAUAGAAAUGAAGGCCACCGGUCACACUCCGCAUCGCGGUUCUUCUGGACUGGAUUCCCCCAGGGCAAAUCAAUCGCUUGCGAAAGCAGAUAAACCCUGGACUAAAGGACAAGAGGAAGACGGAGUGUCCAAAAAGGGCAACAAGAAAACAAAACAAACCGCUGAAAAGCCUCCACGAUGCAGAUCUGAGGGAAGAAGCAAACAGAGAAAUAACUCAAUAAGCGUUAAGAAGAGCAAGAAUGUCAGCCUUUCAACUUCGUCUACAUUGUCAUCCAAUAGCGCCGCUGUCAUCACAAAAGCAAUUACUGGAACGCUUCCUCUACAGCAGCAAAUGCACUUUGUCAAUGUCGAGGCCCAGCAUCUGCAAAAUGAAAACAAGCAAUCUGAGAGCGCAAAACAUCUGGAGGUCGCGCUGCUGCGAGUGGAGCGCGGAGGACUCGGAAAUCAGCUGGGGUGCCCCAGGGAAGAGCUGGUGGGGCAGAAACCCGGGAACACGGAGGAGCUACUGAAACAGUCCCAGCAGGAGCUGCUGUGGCUGCAGAGACAGCUGUGCAUCCGCGCCGGGGACGCCGCGGGGCCUUGGGCGGCCGGCAAGCUUGGAAAUGCUCCAUCAUGUCUGCAGGCUGCAACAUCACAGAAAAUAUUUGAUCAGACCCAGUUUUUAGAAGACACACAGAGUUCGAAGUCUCAUGUCACCACCUUAAAUCAAGAGCAUCAUCACUGGCAGUUUUUAGGAAAUGAACUGAAGGAUGCUGUGCAAGAGAAGAAUCGCCUGAGCCUUCAGUAUGCGAGUGUGUCCCACCGAGCUCUGCAGUGUGACCAGGUAAAAUCAGACUAUGUCCAUCUUAGAGAGACCCUUCUCAGAGUGACCAAAGAACGAGAUUUGGCUCUAAAGGGAAAACACCAGCUCCAAGCCAAGCUGGAGAACCUAGAGCAGGUCCUAAAGCAUAUGCGAGAGGCUGCUGAACGGCGGCAACAGCUGGAGUUGGAGCAUGAGCAAGCCUUGGCUGUUCUCAACGCCAAACAGCAGGAAAUCGAGCUCCUGCAGAAGGCUCAGGUUGAAGCUAAGAAGGAACAUGAAGGAGCAGUUCAAUUGCUAGAGAACACCUUGGACAGCAUGCAGGCCAAGGUCCGAGAGCUGGAGGAGAAAUGCCGGACCCAGAGCGAACAGUUUAACCUCUUGUCCAGAGAGCUGGAGAAGUUCCGACAGCAGGCGGGGAAGAUCGAUCUCCUGAGCAGCAACUCGGUGGCAUCCUCAGAUAUCUCUGGUUCUCCUGGUAAAUCUCUGUCGCAGUUAAUGAAUGGAAUAGCCACUUCUAUAGGUAAAGGUCAUGAAAGUCCUUCUGGAAGUCGUUGUGUGAUCUCAGAGUUUAUACGACCCCUUCAGAUAUCUGGAGACAAACCAGAACAGUUGUCUGUCAAACCUACAUUCCUGUCCAAGUCAAGAUCUGGUACCCCAAGAUGCAGAUUUGAUUCAGACAUGGAUAAUGAUCAGAAUUCCAAUACCUCAAAGCAGAGAUAUUCUGGGAAAGUCCAUCUUUGCAUUGCCCGUUAUAGUUACAACCCUUUCGAUGGACCAAAUGAAAAUCCAGAAGCAGAACUCCCCCUUACGGCAGGAAAGUACCUUUAUGUGUAUGGAGAUAUGGAUGAAGAUGGCUUUUACGAAGGAGAACUUCUAGAUGGACAGAGAGGACUAGUCCCUUCAAAUUUUGUGGAUUUUGUUCAAGACAAUGAGACCCGGUUGUCAAGCACAUUAAGCAGCGAACAAGAUCAGAAUUUUAUCAACCAUUCGGGUCCUACUUUGGAAGCAGAUCUCUUGGAGAUAAGUCCACCAAGUCACAUAGACUCUAGUGUAAUCACCAAUGGUUCAGGGACUCUGGAUGUAAACAUUGAUGAAAUUGGAGAAGACAUUGUGCCUUAUCCUAGAAAAAUCACCCUUAUUAAACAACUAGCCAAAAGUGUCAUUGUGGGCUGGGAGCCACCGGUAGUGCCACCCGGAUGGGGAACGAUUAGCAGCUAUAAUGUUCUGGUUGACAAGGAAAUACGGAUGAACAUAGCCUUGGGAAGCAGAACGAAAGCUCUUAUAGAAAAGCUUAACAUUUCUACUUGUACAUACCGAAUAUCAAUUCAGAGCAUCACAAACAAGGGUAACUCAGAUGAACUGCAGUGCACUUUGUUAGUCGGGAAGGAUGUCAUAGUAGCCCCCUCUAAUCUUAAAGUGGACAAUAUAACCCAGAUUUCUGCUGAGCUGUCUUGGCUCCCUACAAAUAGUAAUUACAGUCAUGUGAUCUUUCUUAAUGAAGAGGAAUUCGACAUCGUCAAGGCUGCUAGCUACAAGUACCACUUUUUUAAUUUGAAGCCCAAUAUGGCCUACAAGGUGAAGGUCAUGGCGAAGCCCCAUCAGAUGCCCUGGCAGCUUCCCCUGGAACAACGAGAGAAAAAGGAAGCCUUUGUGGAAUUUUCUACUUUGCCAGCAGGUCCUCCAGCUCCCCCUCAAGAUGUGAUUGUACGGGCUGGGUCCACCCCAGCAACUGUACAGGUGUCCUGGAAACCACCAACUCUGACAGCAACAGGGACGUCCCAUGGUGCCACUGUCACCGGCUACGGCGUCUACGCGAGAGGUCAACGGGUGGCCGAGGUGAUCUUUCCAACAGCCGAGAACACACUGGUGGAGUUAGUCAGACUAAGGAGUUUGGAAGCAAAGGAAGUUACAGUCCGAACGCUCUCUGCGCAAGGGGAAUCAGUGGACUCUUCUGUUGCUGCCAUUCCAUCCGACUUACUGGUGCCUCCAACCCCUCAGCCCAGAACUGCUCCCAAAUCUAAGCCAUUAGCAAGUGCCGGAGCCCCAGAAACCAAAGAAGAACAUUUAGGUCCACAUUUGAAAAUGGAUGAGUCGUGGGAGCAGACUCGUUCGGCAUCCCCCGUUCAUGGACACACGCUCGAGCCACCCGCGCCCAACUUCCACGGCCCACUCCAGGGGAGGAGGUCGCCGUCACCCAACCGAAUCCUCCCGCAGCCUCAAGGCACACCCGUCCCGAACACCGUCGCAAAAGCCAUGGCAAGAGAAGCUGCGCAACGCGUUGCAGAGAGCAACAGGAUGGAGAGGAGGAGUGUUUUUAUCGAAAGGAGCAAUGCAGCCCAGUAUGUGAACUCAGAUGAUGAGGAGGAUGGCUACGAUUCCCCCAACGUCAAGAGAAGAGGGGCUUCGGUUGAUGAUUUCCUGAAAGGUUCAGAACUUGGAAAGCAACCGCACUAUUGCCACGGUGAGGAGUACCACACCGAGAGCAGCAGGGGCUCCGACCUGUCGGAUAUUAUGGAGGAGGAUGAGGAGGAGCUGUACUCGGAGAUGCAGCUGGAGGAUGGAGGAAGGCGCCGAGUCAGCGUGUCCUCGCACAACGCGCUGAAGGAGUGCGAUAAGAAUAAGACCACUGAAGCCACUUUUUUGGAACAGCCUGACUUUUCACAGCAGAUACAUCACAGUAAAAAGCUUUUCAGUAUUCCAGAAGUAGCUGAAGAGGAUGGUGAAUACUCUGAGCUGCUGUACAAGCAGGGUUUAGGUAUGCCCUAUAAAAAGCACCCCACAAUAGCUAGAGACUCUAGACCACCUAGGCCCUACAAUCAAGACCAGCAGCACAACUUCUGGUACCCAGCCAAGCACAGAAUUUCAGGCCUGGAGGAUUUUGCCGCAGACGACAAAGGAUGUAAAUAUAGCCGGUCCUUAUCGAGGAGCCCGGACAGUGGACUGGACUGUGGAAGCGAAGAAGAAGAAUCUCGGUUUAAUUUCAGAUACAGCUGCGAUGCGGUCUCUGCCAGCGUUGCCUCCAGCUGUUGUGCAGAGGCCAGCGCCUGUUCCUGCAGGAGGAGCGCGAGGCCCCUGCUGGCGCGCAGGAAAACCCUGACCAGACAAACCAGCAUCGAGGAAGAUUUUGGUGACUUGGGUCCUUCCUUGGGAGAGCCCAGGACUGAACAGGUCAAGCCCAGUUACGAGAAAAAGUAUGAGGCUCAGAAAUACACUAGGACAGAUAAUUUGGCUAAUGAAGAUAUUCAGGGAGGCUGGAAGACCGACUCAAAGCUGGCUGACUCUAGGGCAAAGCCAUCCCACAGAGACGCAGAAGACUCUCUGCUUUUAGGUAACCCGUCAUCCGCAGGACGGCCCGACAGGGCAGAUCACGCAGGGCGAAGGUCCUCCCAUGGCAGUGCAGUGCCACAAAGGUCUCGGCCAAUGUUGGUCCCUUCCAUUGAUGGCUAUGGUGGUCAUGACCAUCUCUCUCCAGAUAUGUACGAAGAAUCAGAAACAGACCCUGGCACAGAGGAUAUUUCUACUCGAAUAUUCGUUGCGCUCUUUGACUACGACCCGCUGACAAUGUCCCCAAACCCUGAUGCUGCAGAGGAAGAGCUGCCGUUUAAAGAAGGACAGAUCAUUAAGGUUUAUGGGGACAAAGAUGCUGAUGGAUUCUAUCGUGGAGAAACCUGUACAAGAAUUGGCCUUAUCCCGUGCAAUAUGGUCUCUGAGAUCCAAGCGGAUGACGAAGAGAUGAUGGACCAGCUCCUCAAACAGGGCUUCCUGCCUCUGAACACGCCAGUCGAGAAAAUUGAAAGGAACAGACGGACCAGCAGACAACAGCCGGUGGCUACGAGGAGGAUGGUGGCCCUGUAUGAUUAUGACCCCCGAGAAAGUUCUCCUAACGUUGACGUGGAGGCCGAGCUGACGUUCUGCACUGGGGACAUUAUCACCGUUUUUGGGGAAAUCGAUGAAGAUGGAUUUUACUAUGGCGAGCUGAACGGCCAGAAGGGGCUGGUUCCUUCCAACUUCCUCGAAGAAGUGCCUGACGACGUCGAGGUCUUUCUCUCGGAUGCGCCCUCGCGAUACGCUCACGACACACCGACCCGUACAAAAGCAAAAAGGGUAAGCAACCAACUAAGAAAAACUUGAUUUUUGUUUUCCAUUCCAUUCUGUUUCAUGCAUCAUUUAGGCAUUACUUUUAACAUCUUAAAUCCAUUUGCCCAUUUAAAAUUGAUUUUCAAAUAUUUAAAAUAAAACAGAAAGAAAACUACUUACCCUUCCACUAGCUCGUUACAUUUUUAACUAAAUUUACCAUUUGAUGACAGUCAUUCAACUAUAAUUUGAGUUUAAGCAGCUUUUCCCUGGUGAAAGUAGUUACUUCCUAUUGCUUCUAAACUAUUCUUACUCUGUGCAAUACCCAGAUGAAAGCAAAAGUUGCUGUGGAUUAAAGACGGGUACAAGCAUCCUUUAAAUGCAAACUGCAACUGCAGGCAGUGCUCAGCUUUGACCCCCGUGUCCUCCUCUUAACUGCCAGGGACUUCUCUUUGAUGAGAGACUAAUCAUGUUUAGAGUAUCUCAUUUUUGGUUUUGUUUCAUCACUGCAAUACUUUUCUAUAUUAUAUAUUUUAUAUAUAUUUUUAUUUCUUUGCUCAUCUGCUUGGAAACAGAAGAAGAGUGUUCAUUUCACACCUUAAUAAGGCAAUGUAGCCUUCACGUAAGUGAGCAACUGAAGAUACCAAUAGAGGUUUCAAUUAAAGCUCCCUGGCUAUCUAAUGCAAGUCUGGAAACUUAAUUGUGGGGGAAACAAAAAAUAAAAAGAGAGAAAAAGAAAUAUGUCUCCAAAAUCCUUGGCCACAGAAGAAGCGGCUGAAUGCUUUUACUAUAUCAAGUCUAUUUAGUAUUUUUAGGAGACAAAUCCUUUAAAAAGGAAUCCUUAGAAAUAAGUCAAUUGGACCUUACUUUCAGAAGGUGUUUGGAACAUAUUUCUUCCUGAGCGAAAUGUUUCUGUUUACAUAGAAAGGCGAGUUUGAUGUCUGCCGACCCUCCCAACAGCUGCAUAUUGCAUUGUUAGCCAACCGGGACGGAAAACUCCCAGCUCUAGAGCAAGAGAAAAGCACAACCACCCAACCUGACCGAGCACCCAACUGAAAGAGGAGCUUUUGCUCGCUGUAGUUUACAUGGGUAUCGUUGGGUUUGAAACUCAUUACCACUUAAUGAGCCACUUAAAUUAUCUGCCUUAAAAUGUGGUUUCCAUGAUUGGUUAUACCCCUGUUUGCCUAAGACCAACUAGUCAACAAUUCUGAAAAAGUCUCUUUGUAUGGUACAGUUUCCUGGGGUUUUCCUACAAAAUGCACAGUUGAAGUAUUACCAAGUGUUUGGUUUACCAAUGCAAUAAAAGUCUCAUAUGACCCAUGCAGCUCACGGAAUGAAUGCAUUAGACUCAAUAUCUGGUAUCUUCAGGUGUACGUUGGGGUGCUUUACCAAGUUGUUUUUGGUUUUUUUUUUGUUUUUUUUCAUUAGAAUUAGACCUUGAUUUAAAAAUCAAAGUAGGCUUGAAGCCCCUUCGCUUAACUCGCUGUUGCACAAGCCAGUGAAGUGCUGAUGUUUUAACUUGCGCUCCACCAGGGACCCUCAGGCAUGGAUUCUACUACAGAAAUAGCAUCUUAACUGCUAGCAUCACGUUGUGCCACCAGGCACUGGACUUAGGAUAGGCCGAGUAGAAGUAGUUUUAGCUUUUUCAUUCAAGUGCUUUUGAUGACUGCAAAAAAAUAUAUAAAAAAAUUAUAAAAAUAGCUGUCUAAAAUAUUUAGGAAUGCUGCCAUCUGUAUCAUACAGGUAUUCACGCCAUUCAGCAAGCCCAUAGCUGCAGCACAUGCAUCCAGCAGCCAGGGUCUUUAAGCUUUCUUUGAUUGCAAUUAAGGUUCAUUUUAGCUUUUUCUUUUCCUUUUUUUUUUUCUUUCUUUUUUCUUUUUGAAGCCAGUGUGCCAUCUCCUCAAAUAUGUACAUAAAGUUCACAGGCCAAUUUUAAAGAAAAGGCAUUUAAAAAAAAUAAGUGAUCAUAUAGCAUCUUUAAGUAAUUUCUUCUGAAAAGAGUUUGGCUCCUAGAGAUUGCUGAUUUGUAGUAAUUAACACAUUUAUUUUCCUAAAUCUACAGCUACAACUGUCCCUCUUCAUUUUUGUACUAUCAGAGUACUGAAAUGCAAAACCAAUUUUGUGGCUUUUGUGGCCUGAACUGUGGCAAACUAAGCGUAUCCUGCUCUUUCUUAAAAAAAAAAAAAAGGCAAAAAAAUGGUAUAACCAAACAGGGCUCUAUUGGCGUGUUUCCUAUUGUCUGCACUUCUUAAAAUUGAUGCAUUUUUCCAUAAGCCCAUACGGUAUUUUAAGCCACAAAAGCAGAAAGGAACCAGACCUUUUGUUAAGUGGGUAAUGGGACAAAUGAUGUUACCAACUUUCUUGAUGCUAACAGCUUUCAAGCUUUCAAACAUUCAAUAAAUGAUAACAAUGUACCUAAUAGGUUCCUCCUGAGAAUACAGGUACAUCCCGGCGAGCACCAUCGCCCACAGUCCAUCUCCAUUCCGGGUCACCUCCAUCACCCGUGGGGCCGGGUGCUCCUGGGAGAGGCAGGGAUAUGGCCUCGAAAAAGAAAAAGGGGCUGCUUUCCAAAGGCAAGAAACUGCUGAAAAGGCUUGGUGCAGUGAAAUGAUUCAUGUGCUCCUGGACAACUUGUAAAGCUUCCAGUCAGUGUGUUUCUUUUAACCGUCCAAACUAGGGCUUUCAUGACUAUGCAGUACAGCUUGACCAAACCUUUGCGUUUUUAACUCUAGCACCAAUAGAGUCAUGUGAAUUGCUUAAUCAAAACAGCAAGAAAAGGAAGUGGAUGUGUUGUUGCAUAUACUUUUUUCUCUAAAAAAAAAAAAAUUAAAAUGUGGGAUUAAGACCAGAAGAACAUGGUUUGAUUUGAAGUCAACUCAGCACCUGCAACUCCAUUGGAUAAAUCUCAGCCUUUGGUCUCCUUAACCAUGAGUGGGGGGAAGAAAACUCUUCACUGAUCCCUGGUUCAGAGAUCACUCCCCUGUAUCUAAUCUUUAUCAUUAACAAAAAUGGUCUUGAAACUCCUAGUUUAAUCAGCCUUGAUGUUUUGCCUUAUUAAUGCACAACGAUUUGUACUGUCUAAUAAAUAUACCACGUAUACUUUGUAUGUACUGUGUAUUCCGCUGUCUUCAUCUUCCUCAGAACAUGGUAAUUUCAGAUCAAGCGCUAUGUUACUGACUCCAUUCAUGUCUGAUGGAACUCUCGGGACUUUGGAAGUGCUGUGCAAAACGCUUUUUUGUUUUCUUUUUUUCCAAACCAAAACCUUGGUAUUGAUUUUUUUUGGUCAACCUUCUCAGUAAACUGCAAUCAGAUCCAGUGUAAGUUAUUCAGAGACUCACACAGCUUCAACCAUACAGCCUCCAGUUCUGGAGCUCCUGGUUCACUGUUCUAAAUUACCACGAAAUAAAAAAGAAUAAUUAAAAAUAACACAAUAAAAAUGUUUACUCCCCGCCUUCUUUUCCCAUGGAGGUACAGGCCUAAGUUAAAAGGCAUUUUCAUAUUGCUGAUGUCAGAUCCAAGAUAAAGUGCGUGUCUAAAGUAAAAACUGUGUUAUAAAAGCCGUAGCCAGUAAAAAGGCUGGAACAGGUGAUAAUCAAGUAUUAAUUGCAAUAUUGGCAUUUCCAUUAAAAAACAAAAUCUAACACAUUGAUGGCAGUCAUUGGCUGUUACUAUUUUGUAAUUCUUGUCCAUUUGUAAAUUGUUUUUACUGUUUAUACAUACUUUUCAGACUGCCUUUCUUUUUGUAAUUUAUGGAAGGUUUAUAAAUGAAUGAUCAAAGCUUCCCCAUUGUGUCUUCAGAGGAUAAUGUAAAUUACUGUAAGAUACUGUGUGCUAGAUUAUAACAUUUAAUUAAAGAAAAUAACUGGCCUAAAUUUGUGGUAAAGUACUGUGUGGGUGUGUGCAUGUGUCCAACCGUUGUGUAUUAUAUUUUAUAUAAAUAAAUUAUUUGAUAUUUUCUA
Messenger RNA from Columba livia (rock pigeon), 8972 nucleotides. It is a transcript of the gene RIMBP2, whose product is annotated as RIMS binding protein 2. Gene Ontology annotation, molecular function: protein binding. NCBI's taxonomy places the organism in Eukaryota, Metazoa, Chordata, Aves, Columbiformes, Columbidae. Gene Ontology annotation, biological process: neuromuscular synaptic transmission. The transcript has 27 exons. The record is from RefSeq and is a predicted model, not a curated record. Bases 145 to 5070 code for a protein of 1641 amino acids.